This is a messenger RNA of Drosophila sechellia, 1093 nucleotides long. Its product is annotated as RNA exonuclease 4. The coding region runs from base 96 to 968 and encodes 290 amino acids. Gene Ontology annotation, cellular component: nucleus. Gene Ontology annotation, molecular function: 3'-5' exonuclease activity; nucleic acid binding. Gene Ontology annotation, biological process: rRNA processing. Lineage: Eukaryota; Metazoa; Arthropoda; Insecta; Diptera; Drosophilidae. The record is from RefSeq and is a predicted model, not a curated record. The transcript has a single exon.
ACACUGGUCGGUGUUACUAAAAUACAGAAACACAUUUUUAUUUGAGAUCGUCUAAAGCUGCAUUUUUAUUUGGAAUAUAUAGAUGCCCCGACGCCAUGUCUGCUACGUCACGCCAGAAGCAGUUCGACAUGAAUCGUACCCGGGCCAAUAACUUGGCCAGCAGCAGCAACGGGCCUGGCAAAAAGAACAACACCACGAGCAGCACGAAAAAUGUAGUUUCCCCGCAACGCAAUCAAUGCAAGCUGCAAACCUCCAUGGAGCGCCUACAGGUGCAACAGGCAAACACAAGUCGCAGGGCAGCCGGUUCCAACUGGAUGGCCGCUGCUGGCGGUGGAGCAGCAGCAGCACCUGGAAGUGAAAACCAGGAUGCCAAGACGGCGGAGUCAGCACCACUGACCAAAUCGGCACGCAUGCGCAUGAAAAAGAAGGCACACUCCAAUCGCUAUUUGGCCAUGGACUGCGAGAUGGUGGGUGUGGGACACAACGGACAGGACGACAUGCUGGCACGCGUGUCCAUCGUGAAUCGCGUGGGACAGGUGCUGCUGGACAAGUAUGUGAAGCCGCGAAUGGAGGUCAUCGACUACCGCACCAGCGUGUCCGGUAUUCGGCCGCAGGACAUCGCUAACGGUGAGGACUUUGCCACCGUGCAAAACGAAGUAGUGAAGCUGCUACAUGGCCGCAUUCUGGUGGGACACGCCCUGGGCAACGAUCUUGCCGUACUGAGCAUCCGCCAUCCGUUCCAUGACAUUCGUGAUACGUCGCGCUAUAAGCCGCUGUGCAAACUCAUCUCUAAUAGCCAUACGCCCAGCUUAAAACGCCUGACCAUGGCCGUUCUGGGUCAGGAGAUCCAAACGGGCGAACACAAUUCCGUGGAGGAUGCACGCGCCGCCAUGGGUAUCUACAAUCGCGUUGCUGCCGACUGGGAGAAGUACCUGGCGAAGAAGCGGCAUCAACAGCAGCACUUUUAGCAGCUAACUCGGGGAGCCCCAUUGCACUGAGGGGAUGAAAUACGGUAGUCUUAAGUUUUUAAGUGUACACACGGGUUUCAUUCACGUGGAACUGUUGUUUAAAUGUAUAAAAUGUUACAACCUUA